AUGACCACGCAGCAAUCCAGCUUACCGACUCAUCGCAUCCAACACGCCCACUUUGCGGACGACCACGGCCACAACACUGCCGGGGAGCACGCCAAUGGUGCCGACAAGCUCUCGCUUGACACUGAUCCAUACGCGGCACCCAGUGAUUACUAUGGCAGAAGCCACGGCCCUAGAAAGGUUGCCAAAAGCCGCACUCUCUCUGCUAUCGAUUCAACAGCUAGAGACCGCGUGAACGCAGAAUACAAGCCUCAUCAAGGCAGGCGGACCRGCCAUGAUGCUCAGGGUAAUGCCCCACGCCGCUUCCUCAUUAACGUUGACGACACAACCAAACAACUUCUGGAGCGAGAGGACACGGAUGGCAACGUUCAGAUCACGAUCGAAGACACAGGCCCAAAGUUUUUGGAGCUAGGGACAGCUGCCUCCGACGGAUAUCGGCGCAUCGACGUGCGCGGCACAUACAUGCUCAGCAACUUGCUGCAGGAGCUCACGCUUGCAAAGAGCUAUGGCAGGAAGCAGAUUGUGCUCGACGAAGCUCGGUUGAAUGAGAACCCAGUCAACAGAUUGGCUCGUCUCAUCAAGGACUCGUUCUGGGGAAAUCUUACCAGGCGCAUCGAUGGCACCAACAUUCAGAAGGUGGGUCUGGAUACUAAAGACUGGACCGCAGAUCCAAGACCGCGAAUCUAUGUUCCUCGCGGCGCUCCGGAACAGCAUGCAUACUACACUCGAAUUGCCCGGGAACAUCCAGAUAUGAGACUAGAGGUGCUGUGGCUGAAGGAAGGCGGUGAAGACGAUGACGAGUAUGUGCGCGAUCUCAACAAUGCGCCUGGCCUGCUUGCUAUCGCCAUGGAACGGAUUGCAGACACUCCGAGCGGCGAGCCAGAUUUCCGUGGACUGCCUUUUGUCGUGCCCGGUGGCCGCUUCAACGAACUCUACGGAUGGGACAGCUACAUGGAGACCCUAGGUCUCCUCAUCAAUGACAAGCCAGACAUUUGCGAGUCCAUGGUCAAGCACUUCUGCUUCUGCAUUCGUCACUAUGGCAAAAUCCUGAACGCCAACCGCACCUACUAUCUCCGUCGAUCACAACCGCCCUUCCUGACCGACAUGGCUCUCCKAGUCUACGAUCGCAUCAAGCACAAACCUGGGAGCCUUGAGUUCCUCCGCGAAGCCACCCUUGCCGCCAUCAAGGACUAUUACGGCACAUGGACGUCGUUGCCAAGACUCCACGAAAAGUCUGGUCUGUCUCGCUAUGUUCCAGGUGGUAUUGGUGUACCGCCUGAGACGGAGGCAACGCACUUCUUGAACGUUCUCACGCCAUACGCCAAGAAGCACGGCAUGUCGUUCGAAGAAUUUGUGCACGCGUACAACUUUGGCCAUGUCUUCGAACCAGAGCUGGACGAGUACUUCAAGCACGACCGUUCCGUCCGCGAAUCCGGUCACGACACAUCGUAUCGUUUGGAGAAGGUUAGUGCCGAUCUCGCUACGGUUGAUCUGAACUCUCUGCUGUACAAAUACGAAGCCGAUAUUGCGCGCAUAAUCCGCGCGUUCUUCGGAGAUCACCUCGAUGUUCCAAAGGAAUGGCGCGUGAAGGGUAAGGCGGACUUUGAGGUUUCUUCGACAUGGGAUCGACGCGCCAAGAAGCGCCGCCAGACCAUGGAAAAGCUCAUGUGGAGUAAGGAAAAGAACAUGUUUGUCGACUACAAUACCCGCAAGGAGGAGCAGACUGGAUACGAAAGCGCUACCACUUUCUGGGCCAUGUGGGCUGGCGUUGCGACGCCUCAACAGGCACAGAAUAUGAUGACAUAUGCUCUCCCACUAUUCGAAGUUCAUGGCGGCCUGGUCAGCGGCACUGAAAAGAGCCGAGGAGCUGUCGGUCUGUCCCGUCCAAAUCGCCAAUGGGACUACCCAUUCGGUUGGGCUCCGCAACAGAUCCUCGCCUGGACUGGUAUGCUCCGUUAUGGGUUCGAAGAAGAAGCACAGAGGCUGGCCUACCGAUGGGUGUACAUGGUCACCAAGGCAUUUGUCGACUUCAAUGGUGUCGUAGUGGAGAAGUACGAUGUGACGCGGCAGGUCGAUCCCCACAAGGUGACUGCCGAGUAUGGUAAUCAAGGCAGCGACUUCAAGGGCGUUGCAACGGAAGGCUUCGGAUGGGUCAACGCUUCUUACGUCUACGGACUUCAGAUUGUGAACGCRCACAUGAAACGUGCACUUGGCGCUGUUACCAGUUGGGACACGUUCAAAAGAAUGACGGACGGCGAAGGUGAAGGUGCAGGUGAACCUCACGUCGCCAGCAAGCCAGAGCCGAGCGGAGUUUCUGCCCUCACUGAAAAUCAUCAGGCGCCUGUGCAUUAUUCGAACGACCCCCUUAAGGCCGAUCCGCAACACCCUCAUCACAACGAUGUGAAUCWCGGUAUGGGGAACUUGCCCAAGGUCAAAGCGAUUGACCAGCACGAUACCCACGCAGAAGCGUCGCACUCUCAGGCACCCAAGGAGGAGCAUCACUGA
Molecule: messenger RNA, 2502 nt
Organism: Ramularia collo-cygni
Lineage: Eukaryota; Fungi; Ascomycota; Dothideomycetes; Mycosphaerellales; Mycosphaerellaceae
Product: probable neutral trehalase (alpha,alpha-trehalose glucohydrolase)
Exons: 5
Coding region: 1-2502 (833 amino acids)
Biological process (GO): trehalose catabolic process
Cellular component (GO): cytoplasm
Molecular function (GO): calcium ion binding; alpha,alpha-trehalase activity
Source: RefSeq, a predicted model, not a curated record